Pelobates fuscus (common spadefoot toad) is the source of this 933-nucleotide messenger RNA. RefSeq names its product olfactory receptor 5AR1-like. Gene Ontology annotation, molecular function: odorant binding; G protein-coupled receptor activity; olfactory receptor activity. Gene Ontology annotation, biological process: G protein-coupled receptor signaling pathway. NCBI's taxonomy places the organism in Eukaryota, Metazoa, Chordata, Amphibia, Anura, Pelobatidae. Gene Ontology annotation, cellular component: membrane. The coding region runs from base 1 to 933 and encodes 310 amino acids. The transcript has a single exon. The record is from RefSeq and is a predicted model, not a curated record.
AUGAUUUCAGAAAAUGAAUCCAAUCCAACUGAAUUCACUGUAAAAGGAUUUUCAGACUCACCACAACUUCAAUUCACUCUUUUUAUAACUAUUUUACCUCUAUAUCUCAUCAUUAUCUUAAGUAAUCUCACCAUUUUUGUAUCUAUAGUUUUAUACUCUCAUUUACACACACCUAUGUACAUCUUCUUGUGUAACCUUUCUGUCAUUGACAUUUCAUACACCUCGACCAUUCUACCCAAACUGUUGGUCACUCUCCUCACUCAGUGUAAGACCAUAUCCUUUCUAGAGUGCUUUAUUCAGGUGUAUUUUUUCAUGAGCUUUGCUUGUACAGAAGUCUUACUACUGUCCGUCAUGGCUUAUGAUCGCUAUGUAGCAAUUUGUCACCCUCUUCAUUACUCAAUACGUAUGAGUCCAAAGCACUGUGCUCGACUAGUACUUGCAGUGUGGGUCAUAGGCUUAAUUGAUCCUGUUCUACAUACUAUUUUAAUUGCUAACUUUUCAUACUGUCGUUCUCAUCACAUUGACCACUUUUUCUGUGAUGUAACCCCACUGAUUAAACUUACCUGUAGUGAUACAUUUACAUUUGAGAUAUGGACCUAUAUUGAUGGGACUCUCCUGAGUGUCAGUGCAUUUAUACUUACAUUGAUAUCUUAUGUGUUUAUUAUCUCUACUAUCCUAAAUAUACAAUCAGCAGGUGGUCGACAUAAAGCUUUUUCUACUUGCAGCUCUCACAUAACUUGUGUUAUUAUAUUCUAUGGAGCAUUAAUCUGUUUGUAUAUGAGACCAACAUCUAUGUAUUCUCCAGGACAGGACAAGUUUUUUGCCCUUUUCUAUAUUAUACUCAUUCCUACGCUGAAUCCUCUUAUCUACACCCUUAAAAACAAGGACUUUAAAGAUGUUUUUAGAAAGAUCAAUAAUACUAAAAAUUGUUGA